AUGACCGAGGUAGCAACUACACCUGAUAUUGUGAUAAAAGAACCAACCCCAACCGAUAUCGACGACUCAUUGGAAGAACAAGCACCAUUAGAGAAAACCUUAUCGAUGUUAGAUGUUGAAGAUGAAACUGAUCAAAAUACAAAAUUAAACGCAUUAUUAUAUCAUACAAGCGAAGAUUCAGUUGAAUUAUAUAAAUUACAAAAUAAUUCAUCUGAUUUAUUAGGUAGGCUUUAUUAUGAUGAUUAUGAUUCCGAGUCCAUUAUUUCCCCACUAUCAUCGGGACAAGUUACUCCACUAUCACCAGUUCCAUCAGGUACGAUGCCUUUGUCAAUACCGAGUUUAGAUUUGGUAUAUAUUACUAAUGCAGCUGCAUCAUCAAGAUCAUCAUCACAAACUAGAUUACCAAGUCAACAAUCCCGACCUGGAUUACCUCGAUUACAAUCAUUUGAACGAGGAAUAUCGUUUGAUAUUCCUGAUGUUAAAUCAAAAAAAUCAUUAAUUGUUAAAGUAAAACAUCCACAAUUCAAAUUUAGAAGAAAUAAUAAAACAUUUUUAGUAGGAUUUAAUGAUGAUUUUGAAUCUUCAAAAGCUAUUGAAUGGUUAUUUGAUGAAAUGGUUAUUCAUGGAGAUACUGUUGUUAUAUUUCAAGUUUUAAAUGAAAAAUAUCAUCAAGAAAUUGAUAAAGUAAAAGCUAACUUAAAUUUAGAAAAUUUUGAACAAUUAAAUUGUCAUAAUAAGAAAGUUUCUAUAAUAUUUGAAACUGUAAUUGGUAAAGCUCAAAAGAAAUUGAAAAAGGCAAUUGAUGAAUAUUCACCUUCUGUAAUGAUUAUUGGUACUCAUGAAGGUAAUAAGGAUCAUCAUCAUCGUACAAUAUUAAAAUCUUCAUUAUCAAAACAUUUCUUAGAAUGUGCAUUAGUUCCAGUUAUUGUUGUUAAACCUUCUUAUACUUAUAUUGAAGAAUUAAAAGCACCAAUUGAUUCAGAAUUAUAUUUUCAAAAUUGGAUGAAGAAUAUUAGCGAACAAUGUUAUAAUCAUUUAUCAGAACAACAACAUCAUCAUCGUAAAGGAAUAAGUCGAAUUUUAAGUCCUUCACCUUCAAGAUCAUCUUCAUAUAAAGAUUUAGUAAGUGAAGAAAGAGGUAGAAAACAACAUGAUACGCCUUCUUCUUCGUUGGCAAUACGAUCACCAUCACGUGAAGGUAGAUCAAGAUCAACUUCAAAAUCAAGAGGAUUUGCCAGUUUUUUUAUGGGACAUUAA
Messenger RNA from Hemisphaericaspora subhashii, 1257 nucleotides. RefSeq lists its product as uncharacterized. Lineage: Eukaryota; Fungi; Ascomycota; Pichiomycetes; Serinales; Debaryomycetaceae. The record is from RefSeq and is a predicted model, not a curated record. The coding region runs from base 1 to 1257 and encodes 418 amino acids. The transcript has a single exon.